ACAUGAUCAAUAUUCUCAAUAUCUAUUUUCGCUUUUAAUUCUGGGAGAAGGUAUAUUGCUGCCAUUUCAGAUCAGAACAUUUCAAUAGAGGGAAACAUUUCAAUUGAAAACACACUUUUCUUAUACUUCUCUUGCGGGAAAUCUUAUCGUGGUCCUAUAUAAAUUGUAUUAGUUACAUGACUGCGAAUCUUGAAUACUUCUUAUUUGACGAUGAGUGCUGAUCAAGGAAACAACGCAAGUGACGUCACUAGAUGGAUUUGGAUCCCUGUGGAGUGGCACUGGUGGGAAGUUCUCCAGAUAAUCCUUGCCAUCGCAGGCAUCAUCGGUAACUUCUUAGUAAUGUUGGUACUCUUUCGGGUCAGGCGGAAACUUUGUUCCACCGAUACUCUGAUCGCUGGCUUGGCUCUGGCUGACUUCUUAACCUCAAUCUUCAUCAUCCCUCAUCCUAGAGUGAAGAAGCUUCCUGAUACCAUAGCUGCUGAGAUCUACUGUCGGAUUGUUCAUUCUUCAGUACUCAUGUGGAUAUCCAUUUGCGCUUCCAUCUUCACCCUAACCGCCAUCUCUAUAGAGAGACUGACUGCUGUCAUACGUCCAGUUCAAUUCAAGAACAUAUUCACCCCUAAAAGAUCGCUCGUAAUAAUAGGAUAUAUUUGGUUUGCAGCUCUUCUUGUAAACAUCGUAGUCAUGUUCGUAGUCUACUACGAUGACGGUGCUUGUGUAUUCAGCUUUCCCUCGGUAUGGUUCCACAGAUUUACCGGUGUGAUGGUGUUCCUGAUUGAGUAUCUCAUUCCAGCAACCACCAUGGUCGUGGCACACGCUUUCAUGAUCUGGACUCUUUGGAAACGUCUCCGCAAAAAUGAUAAACAGAGAGAAGCCAAUCGUCGCAUCACGUUGAUGCUUCUCGUUGUCGUAGUCGUAUUCGUCAUUUGCUGGACUCCUGAUCAGAUCUUUUAUUUCGCUCUCAACAUCGGCCUCAUCGACGUAAGCUAUCUCUAUAGUCCACAGUACCGUUUCUACGUUGUCCUUGCCUUCAUCAACUCCUGCGCGAAUCCUAUUAUCUAUGCCACUCGGAACCCGAACUUCAGAAAGGCCCUCCGAGAACUUUGUGGAUCUACAGGACGUGUUGGUCGCAUCCAAAACAUAUUCGUUGAUUUCGAGACCAGAAGAAGUCAGACGGUCGACCGAACAACAACAGGAACAAAGAUUGACCUAUCAUCAAGUAAUAUGCUAUGAAAUAAAAACCAAUUCAUCGCGCUUUCAACGGUUCUGACUCGUACCUUGUAAUCAGAGGGUCGUUUAUUCGAAUUGCCCUCCACCCAAAUAUGUUACAUGUACAUCAUGGUCCUCAUACUCGCCGUCUCCGUCGUCAUCAUCAUCACAAUCAUUAUUUCCAUCAUCUGAUACUGCUGAAAUAAUAAUUUUAUAGAAAGUAAAUUUAAUGGACAAAAGACGCAUUCUCAUGAACAGGAAUAAAGAUACCAGUUUCUGAAUAACUUGAUAUAUACAAUUUAAAUUCCAUCUCUUCCAUCGAAAUUAAGAAAUAUUACCCAGCUUGAGAAAUUCAAAGUUCAUUUAAAACCCACCUCUUUCAGAAUGUUUGAUUUAGUCACUCGCGCAUAGAGACCUGUAGGUGUUAUGCGUAUUUAAGAAAUGUACUAUAUUAUUAUUAUCAAUAAAUUUAGAUGAUAAAAUACAAGAGGCUGGUAAUACGAAAAUUAUGGAAUAUGAGAAUGUUAUCAUAAGCUGGAGCGAUAACUCUCAUGAAAUCUUUGAUAAUUCAAAAAUUUGUGUAGAUAUUUGGCAUGUUUGGUAUUAUCAUAAUUCCGCCGAAACAGUUUUUUAUUGUUUUCAAAAUGAACUUUUUAGAAAUAUUUGUUUGGAGUAAUAAUAAAGAUCGCAUAACACGAAAAAUAUAUUACAAUGAUAUUUGUGACGAUAGCUUAAAAAAUGAUAAAAAUGCAGAAACUUUUUGUCAAUCACUGAAAAUAGCAUGGAUAAACAACAAAUUAUAAUAGACAAAUAAAAUGAUGGUAACGGGAUGAUGUUCUAUUAAACACGAAUGAAUUAGACGGUAAUUAUGUUUUGUAAUACUAUACAGGUGCAGACCAGGAUAAUUGAUUUUUGAAAAGACCUCCUGAUGGCCUCGUUACAGAUACUUCAACCCAGUUAAAUAUAAGGAUAUUUAAAUCAAUCACUAUGGAAUAACGGUCGUAUAAUAAUGGUAAAGCGAAUUAUUUUUAAACAAUGGUUUAAAGCAGGUAUUUCAUAUAAAAGAUAUGAUAAAGAAUAAUAUAUUGUUUUAAACUUUCAUGAACUUCAUGAUGACUUUGAAUUACCUAAAAAGUGUUAUU
Molecule: messenger RNA, 2351 nt
Organism: Lytechinus variegatus (green sea urchin)
Lineage: Eukaryota; Metazoa; Echinodermata; Echinoidea; Temnopleuroida; Toxopneustidae
Product: mu-type opioid receptor-like
Exons: 1
Coding region: 211-1233 (340 amino acids)
Biological process (GO): G protein-coupled receptor signaling pathway
Cellular component (GO): membrane
Molecular function (GO): G protein-coupled receptor activity
Source: RefSeq, a predicted model, not a curated record